Molecule: messenger RNA, 607 nt
Organism: Girardinichthys multiradiatus
Lineage: Eukaryota; Metazoa; Chordata; Actinopteri; Cyprinodontiformes; Goodeidae
Product: histone H2A
Exons: 1
Coding region: 1-387 (128 amino acids)
Cellular component (GO): nucleosome
Molecular function (GO): protein heterodimerization activity; DNA binding; structural constituent of chromatin
Source: RefSeq, a predicted model, not a curated record
AUGAGCGGACGAGGCAAGACCGGAGGAAAAGCCAGAGCUAAGGCCAAGACCCGCUCGUCCAGAGCCGGACUACAGUUCCCAGUGGGCCGUGUUCACAGGCUGCUGCGUAAAGGCAACUAUGCGGAGCGAGUGGGAGCCGGAGCCCCCGUCUACCUGGCCGCUGUGCUCGAGUAUCUGACCGCUGAGAUCCUGGAGCUGGCUGGAAACGCCGCCCGCGACAACAAGAAGACCCGCAUCAUUCCCCGCCACCUGCAGCUGGCUGUCCGCAACGACGAGGAGCUCAACAAGCUGCUGGGUGGAGUCACCAUCGCUCAGGGCGGCGUGCUGCCCAACAUCCAGGCGGUGCUGCUGCCCAAGAAGACCGAGAAGGCCGCCAAGGCCAAGUAAAGCUGCGGAGAAACCAACCCAAAACGGCUCUUUUAAGAGCCACACACUCCCUCUUUGAGAGCUCGGAGACCACUACGUGUUUUAUUAUGUCCAGCAAUAUAUAAUGGUCCAGUCAAAGCAGGUCUUCAACAUCUUUACAAGACAGCUACAGUAAAACUAGCAUCUCACAACUUUAAAGGUAAAGUGGAGGUUCUGCUACAGGUUCUUGAUAAAGUUACUG